CAAUUUCAUUGUCUACAAAACACAUCUGAGAGAGAGAGAGAGAGAGAGAGAGAGAGAGAGAGAGAGAGAGAGAGAGAGAAACAUAUGGAUCCUACUUCAUCCACUAUCCAAUCUGAUGAGAUUGAAUAUCAAGUGUUGCAAUCUUCUUCUUCGAUGCCCUCACAUGUAGAUGAUAAGCUCUUGGUGAUAUCAUCACAACAUAUGGACCAUACUUCAUCCGCAGCCCCAUCCGAUGAAACUGAAGAUCAGGUGUUGCAAUCUGCUUCUCCACUCUCGAUGAUCUCAUCUAGUCAAUACGGCCUGGACCUCGCCGACCGACCGGAUUAUAGGCGAUGGCAUAAAUCUGGCUUGUCCAGGUGUGACAUUGAAAAGACUAGUCCGAAAGGCGAAAUCAGCAUUAGGCACAGAGAAACCGAAAGACAAAGAAGGCAAGGGAUGGCUACGCAUUUUCGGUCUUUGAGAUCGCUACUCCCGCUCGAAUAUCUCAAGGGGAAGAGAUCAAUGGCUGAUCAUGUUUAUGAAACAAUGAAGUAUAUAAAGGAUAUGCAAAGCAAGAUCCAGGAACUGAGUGACAAGAGAGAUGUACUCAACGAAUUGAAGUCACCCAACUCACGUGGUACCGACACAAAUGAUUGGCCGACAUGCCCUCCUUCUUCUUGGUCAUCCCGUCCCAAGAACAUUGUGAUCGUCGAAUCCUGCAAGAGAGGAGUGGAAGUAGCAAUUAGUACAGAGCCAGAACAGGGGAUGCCUUUAAGGAGAGUUCUUGAAGUUCUGAUUGGUGAUGAAGGGUUGGACGUGAUUAACUGCACCUCCACUAAAGUAAACGGGAGGCGAAUUCAUCGCAUUGAAUCCGAGAUUGUUGGCGGGCAAAGCGUCGGUCUGUCCGAGCUGCAACAGAAGUUAACGAACCUAGAGGCUUAGGGUAGAGGCCUCGAUGUGGAUUAAGUAUUGCUUUAUGAGAUGUUAGCAUUCCUUUUCUCUGUUAGCUAGUCAUAACAAAUGGGACUUAAGUUGUGCUCAAGAUGUUAAAACUUGGGAUAAUU
Messenger RNA from Rhodamnia argentea, 1043 nucleotides. Its product is annotated as transcription factor bHLH36-like. Gene Ontology annotation, biological process: regulation of transcription by RNA polymerase II. Gene Ontology annotation, cellular component: RNA polymerase II transcription regulator complex. Gene Ontology annotation, molecular function: protein dimerization activity; DNA-binding transcription factor activity, RNA polymerase II-specific; RNA polymerase II transcription regulatory region sequence-specific DNA binding. The transcript is spliced from 3 exons. The coding region runs from base 85 to 921 and encodes 278 amino acids. NCBI's taxonomy places the organism in Eukaryota, Viridiplantae, Streptophyta, Magnoliopsida, Myrtales, Myrtaceae. The record is from RefSeq and is a predicted model, not a curated record.